GGCGGCGACUGGGGCUGUUCCCCUGGGCAACCGAAGGACGCUGCCGCCGCCAAGCUAGCCAUUGGAGCCUUGCGCCCUGGCGAGCGGGGCUGCUCAGGUGGGAGAACACAAAGGGGCAAGUCGGCUUCGUCCCACCGAAGACAAGCCUAGGAAAGCUUCGAUACUUACUAAGUUUGAGUUCUGCAGGCUGGCGAUGGAGGAGGACGAGGAGGAGGCCGAGCAGGAGGAGAGCUUCGCCGAGGACGCGCGGGUCCAGUUCGUGGGGCGCCGCUUGGAGCAGCUGCUGAGGCUCAAGGCGGACAAGUGGGGCGCCUUCCUGGACGAGGAGGGCCGCGAGGAACUCCUGCGCGGCUUCUUGGAGAGCCCUUGCCCCGCCACCUUGGCUUUCUCCCUCCCUUUGGCUGGGAAACUGGAAGCCGCCACGCAGAUAUCCAGUGAUAUGAAACAUAAAGUAGUUUGUCUUAUGAAGACUACUGGCAACAUUCAAACGGAUAACUUCAAGGAUAAUCUAAAAUUUGCAGAAUUGUCUGGAACACCCAUUGAACAUCUAAUGGUUGCCUUAGAAGAGGUUGUGUUGCCCAUUCUUUCCAGUAAGACAAAUAAUGGAUCCUGGCCACAGUUUAUUUCACAAGACAUGGAGCGACAUGUGCAAAUAAUGAGAAACAAAACCUAUGUCAUAGGUGGCAUAAUGACAGGGAGAACCCUCCUUCCCAUCCCGACAGUUACAACAGAGACUGAGUUGCAUGAGAUGUGUACUGAAAAAAAGCAGGAUUCUCAUGCAAGGUCAGUGCUGCAUGUAAUAGAAUCAAUGGUUAUCAAGUGGUCACAUCAAAUUCGAGACAUUUUGGAAAAAGAUUCAGCUCAAUCUCUUCCUCAAGACUCUCAUCCAGUUCCUGAGACUGAACUCAGGUUUUGGAAGGAAAGGAAGGAUAACCUCUUGUGUAUAUUUGACCAGCUGAAGAGCCCUGUUAUCCAGGAAAUGAUUAAGAUCUUAAAGGCAAAGAUGAGCAGCUAUUAUCCUACUUUUCAAGACAUUUACAAGGAGGUGGAAAAUGCCCUUACUGAAGCCCAGGAUAUUGACCUUUACUUGACACCUCUGCAAAGGCAUAUUCAGUGUCUUCAAGAAGCAGAAUUUCCAGAGAUUCGUAGUUUAAUUCCCCCAUUAUUUGACACCAUCUGCCUGAUCUGGAGCCACUCCAAGUUUUACAAUAUACCUGCACGGAUCAUAUUUCUACUACAGGAAUUCUGUAAUCUGUUCAUUGAACAGACAUUAUCAUAUCUUUCACCAGAAGAUAUUAUGAAGAGAGAAACUGAGGAAAGUUUGGAGCAAGUACAAGAGGCGCUAAAUACAUUAAGGAAUUUUAAGAAUGCCUUUUUUCGGCAAAAAAGCCAAAUGGCAAUGUAUUUCACUAACGCUCAAGAGGUUAAGAAGUGGGAUUUUCAGCCACAGAUGGUAUUUUCCAGAUUUGACAAAUUUCUACAUCGCUUAGAACAAAUAGAGGAUAUCUUUGUUACCAUGCUUGAGUUUGAAAGACUGGAGAAAUUGGAAUUUGGAGGGAUCAAGGGGAAUUCCUUGAAUGACAAAAUACACAAACUGAGUGAAGAAUUUAUAGAAUGCUGCAAUGUUUUUAAGGAGAGCACAUAUGUUGCAACGGAUUUCAACAAUAUGGAGUUCGAAGAUGAUUAUGCUGAUUUCAAACACAAAAUUCUUGAGUUUGAAAGACGUCUUGGAUCAAUUUUUUGUGUAGCCUUUCUUGAUUGUUCAGGGCUGGAGUCGGCAUUUAAGCUUUUAGCCAUCCUUGGAUAUUUUUUGGAAAAGCCAGUUAUUGCAGAUGCCUUUGGUCCAAAUUACAGCAUUUUACUACAGAUGUUUGAUGUGGAGCUGAAAAAUUGCAAAGCCUUGUACAAUGAGCACAUUAAACAGGUGGACAAGAGGAAUGAAAUAAUAAAUAAAAACAUGCCAUUUACUUCAGGAAACAUUAAGUGGUCCCAAGAAAUUAAAGCUCGUAUACAGCUGUUCUGGUCAAACUUCUCAUUUGUUUCCCACCCAGUCUUAGAAAGUUCAGAAGCUGCUGUAAUAUAUCAGAAAUAUAUAGAAAUGUUAACCUUACUUGACCAGUAUGAAGAUCAGAUUUAUCAUAAAUGGAAGUCUGAAGUGGAUGUUGUUUGUCAGUUCAAUUUAGAUCAACCUUUAAUUAAGCGUAACAAUAAAGAUGGUCUUCUUCAUGUGAACUUUGAUCUUAAGCUAGUGGCUAUUUUAAGAGAUGUGCGAUAUCUCCUCCUUUUGAAUCAGCCCGAUAUUCCCCAUUCAGCACUUGAGUUAUAUAAGCAAAGAGGAAAAUUCACUAAGUAUAUAGAAAACCUUGAACUCAUAGUCCAGUGGUAUAACAAAGUUAAGCAGACUGUUUUGGAGGUAGAAUAUCCUUUGAUUGAAAAAGAGCUGAUAAUAGCAGAUGAUCAGCUAAAGGAAGCGGAAGAAGUGUUCACAUGGCAGGAAGAUGACUGCUGGAAAUACAUUGAGUUUCUGAAAGUUCAAAUUCAUGACUUGGAGCAGAUACUUCAAAAGUCAAAGGACAAUAUUAAGGCUAUUCAACAAAUUAUGAAAUCUUGGAUGGAACAUCCUCUGUUUUCUAGAAAAGACAAUAGAAAAGAUGCUUUAUUGAAUCUGGAUGACAAAGAAGAAAAACUUGCCAAGAAAUUCAUGUCAUUCCAAGAAGAUGGCAGGAAGAUCCAUACAUUUGUAAAGGAAAACCUCAUACUCUUUAAAGCAGACCCAGACUCAGAUUCUUGGAAGAUGUACUUGGAGUUCAUUGAUGACAUCAUAUUUGAUGGCUUUUUCAAUGCCAUAAUGUACAACUUAAACUUCUUCCUGGAAAACACAGAGAAAAACUUGAAGCCAUCCCCAUUAUUUCAGGUUCAAAUGCUCCUAAGUACCUUAGAAAUUGAAUUCAAGCCUUCCUUGGACAAGGAGACCGGAGAUGGCUUUUAUGAUAUAAUAGAUGAACUCUUAAGCAACAUUUUCAAAAUAUCUGCUGAAGUAAAAAGAGUGGCAACACAUCUAGAAAUGCCAAAUUACCAGAAUGACAUGUACAGUAUAUCAGAACUGUUUGAGACCAGACAAAAGAUAAUGGACAGAGUUGCAGAUGUUAUCGCCAAAGCUAUGGAGUCUAAAAAUUCUCUUGAUUCUUAUGCAUAUCUCUGGGUAGAUGACAGAUCAGAAUUCAUGAAGCAGUUUUUGUUCUACAGUCCUGUAUUGUCUUCUGAUGAAACAGAGGCUCAUACUGACCUUGGUUCCAACCAACAUCCCGCAACAGAGCAAUUUAAAGAGCAGAUUGACAUCUAUGAGAAUCUUUACACUCAGAUGAGCAAACUUGAAGACUUCUGGAUUUUUGAAGGCUGGUUUAAAGUGGACAUGAAAUUUUUCAAAUUCAGUUUGCUAAACAUUAUUAAGAAAUGGAGCUGGAUGUUCAAAGAAUACCUCUUAAGAUUUGUCAUUGACAGCCUAGCUAAUUUAGAGGAAUUCAUUAAAAGAACUAAUGCUGGGCUCCAGAAAGAGUUAAAGGAAGGAGAUUAUGAUGGACUUGUGGAUAUCAUGGUUCACCUCCUUGCUGUGAAAGACAGGCAGGUGGCCACUGAUGAGCUUUUUGAGCCUUUAAAGGAUACCAUUACCCUUUUGGAAAACUAUGGACAGAAGAUGCCAGAUCAUGUUUACAUCCAAUUGGAGGAACUGCCUGAAAGAUGGAACGCCACCAAAAAACUUGCAGUGUCUGUAAAGCAUGAGGUGACUCCCCUUCUGACAUCUGAGGUCACCAGCCUCAGAAAGAAAUGUUUGGCUUUUGAUGGGAAGCAGAUAGAAUUCAGAGAAAGAUUUAGAGUGGAUGCUCCCUUUCACUUUGACGCCAAAAACCCAUAUGCGCUCCUUGAUAAGGCAAAUUGGGAGCUGGAGGCAUUGGAAGAAGAAAUGCUACAAAUUCAAGCAUCUGCCAGUCUCUUUGAAGUGGUCAUUCCAGAUUACAAACAAAUGAAACAAUGUCGAAAGGAAAUAAAAUUGCUGAAGGGAUUGUGGGACAUUAAUAUUUAUGUCACAACCAGCAUUCAUGAGUGGACCAAAAGCCGUUGGAGACAAAUUAUUAUGGAACAGAUGGAUGCAGAGCUUAGAAGAUUUGCCAAGGACAUGUGGGCAUUGAAUAAAGAAGUUCGCUCCUGGAAUGUGUAUACAAGUCUUGAAUUGACAAUAAAGAACCUAUUAACAUCAUUGAGAGUUGUUGCAGAGUUGCAGAAUCCAGCAAUGAGAGACAGACACUGGUACCAGUUGAUGGAUACAAUUGGUGUUCAGUUUUCGAUAACUGAUGAUACAACCUUAGCAGACAUGUUAGCAUGGAAACUGCAUAAGAUGGAAGAUGAUGUCCGAAAUAUUGUUGAUAAGGCAGUGAAAGAGCUUGGAACUGAAAAGAUUCUCAUAGAAAUCAAUCAAAUAUGGGCGACCAUGGAAUUUUCUUAUGAGGAGCAUUACAGGACUGGCAUUUCUUUGUUGAAAGUGGACGAGCAACUUUUUGAGACAUUAGACAAUAACCAAGUUCAGCUGCAAACAAUUCUACAAAGUAAAUAUGUUGAAUAUUUCAUUGAACAAGUCUUAAAGUGGCAAAAAAUGCUAAAUGUGGCAGACUCUGUUGUUUUCAUUUGGAUGGAAGUACAACGCACAUGGUCCCAUCUUGAAAGUAUUUUCAUUGGUUCAAAUGAUAUCAGAGAACAGCUUCCUGAAGAGUCGAAGAGAUUUGAUGGCAUUGAUGUUGAUUUUAAGGAAUUAAUGAAUGAUUCAGCAAAUACAAAAAAUGUGUUGGAAGCCACAACUAAACCCAAACUGUAUGAAAAGCUUGAAGAUUUACAACGUAGGCUCUCUCUUUGUGAAAAAGCCCUGGCUGAAUACUUAGAAACCAAACGCCUAGCUUUUCCUCGGUUCUAUUUUGUUUCGUCUGCUGAUCUGCUUGACAUUCUCUCAAAAGGAGCACAGCCCAGACAGGUGACCUGUCAUCUUAUUAAACUUUUUGACAACACUGCUGAUCUUAGAUUUCAAGACGACAAAGAGCCAUCCAGGAACAUUGUACUGGGAAUGUACAGCAAAGAAAAGGAGUACGUUUCAUUCAAUGCAGAAUUUGAGUGUAGCGGUCAGGUGGAAAUCUGGCUGAAACGACUGGAAGACACCAUGCGUGAAACAGUUCGUCGUCAAAUCACAGAGGCUAUAGCUGUCUAUGAGGAAAAGCCCAGAGAACAGUGGAUCUUUGACUAUCCUGCUCAAGUUGCACUCACUGGCUCCCAAAUCUGGUGGACUACAGAUGUGGGAAUAGCAUUCAACAGGCUAGAAGAAGGGUUUGAAACAGCCUUGAAGGAUUAUCAUAAGAAACAGAUUGCUCAGCUAAAUGCUCUUAUCUCUCUGUUGUUGGGAGAACUGACACCAAGCGACAGACAAAAGAUCAUGACUAUUUGCACAAUAGAUGUGCAUGCAAGAGACGUGGUGGCAAAGCUUGUUGCUCAAAAGAUCACCAGUUCCCAAGCUUUUGUUUGGCUGUCACAACUACGCCACAAAUGGGAUUGGGCCCAGAAACAUUGCUUUGCCAAUAUAUGUGAUGCUCAGUUCCAGUAUUACUAUGAAUACUUAGGAAAUACCCCUCGGCUAGUUAUUACACCUCUGACUGAUAGGUGCUACAUUACUCUGACCCAGUCUCUUCACCUAACAAUGAGUGGUGCACCUGCAGGACCUGCUGGGACUGGCAAAACAGAAACCACCAAGGAUCUGGGCCAUGCACUUGGGAUGAUGGUCUAUGUUUUCAACUGUUCUGAGCAGAUGGAUUACAAGUCUAUAGGAAAUAUCUACAAAGGUUUGGUUCAAACAGGUGCUUGGGGCUGUUUUGAUGAAUUCAAUCGAAUUUCAGUAGAAGUUCUAUCAGUUGUGGCAGUACAAGUAAAGACUAUUCAUGAUGCCAUAAGAAAUAAGAAAAAGAGAUUCUUAUUCCUUGGAGAAAAUAUUACCUUGGAGGCAUCUGUUGGAAUAUUUAUUACCAUGAACCCAGGAUAUGCUGGUCGAACAGAAUUACCUGAAAAUCUUAAAGCUCUUUUCAGGCCCUGUGCAAUGGUUGUACCUGACAUUGAACUAAUUUGUGAAAUUAUGUUGGUGGCUGAGGGAUUUGUUGAUGCACGCUUGUUAGCCAAGAAGUUUAUUAGCUUGUAUACUCUCUGUAGAGAACUUCUCUCCAAACAGGAUCACUAUGACUGGGGUCUCCGAGCGGUUAAGUCUGUCUUGGUAGUUGCUGGCUCCUUGAAGAGAGGAGACAAGACCAGACCCGAAGAUCAGGUCCUUAUGCGAGCCUUGAGGGACUUCAACUUGCCCAAGAUAGUGACAGACGAUGUCCCCGUUUUCAUGGGUUUGAUCAGUGACCUGUUUCCAGCUCUGGACGUUCCAAGGAAGAGGGACCUUCAGUUCGAACAGAUGGUUAAACAAUCCACCCUGGAGCUUCACUUGCAGCCCGAGGAGAGCUUUAUUCUCAAAGUCGUUCAGCUUGAGGAGCUGCUGGCAGUGCGUCACUCUGUCUUUGUAGUGGGAAAUGCAGGCACAGGGAAGAGCAAGAUUCUGAAAACACUGAACAGAACUUAUGUGAACAUGAAACAGAAGCCUGUAUGGAAUGACUUAAACCCAAAAGCUGUGACUACGGAUGAACUCUUUGGUUUUAUACAUCAUGCUACCCGAGAAUGGAAAGAUGGACUAUUAUCAUCUCUUUUGAGAGAGCAAGCUAAUAUCACGCAUAGUUGUCCAAAAUGGAUUGUCUUAGAUGGGGACAUAGAUCCUAUGUGGAUUGAAUCACUGAAUACUGUUAUGGAUGAUAAUAAGGUGCUGACUUUGGCCAGCAAUGAACGGGUUCCUCUAACUCCAUCAAUGAGAUUGCUGUUUGAGAUACACCAUUUGAAAACAGCUACUCCUGCUACAGUUUCUAGAGCAGGUAUUUUAUAUGUGAACCCACAGGACCUUGGUUGGAAUCCCUUUGUUGCAAGCUGGAUAGAACAAAGGAGUAACCAAUCUGAGAAGGCACAUUUGACAAUCCUAUUUGAAAAAUAUGUUCCUUUGUGCCUGGAUCAGCUCAGAACAAACUUUAAAACCAUCACUCCAAUCCCUGAGAAUAGCAUGGUGCAGAUGCUGUGUUCACUCCUUGACUGCUUGCUGAUUCCUGAAAAUGUACCCCCUGAUGGUCCUAGAGACCUAUAUGAAAUAUAUUUUGCUUUUGCCUGUGUGUGGGCAUUUGGAGGAGCUCUCUUUCAAGAUCAGCUUUCCAAUUAUCAAGCUGAAUUCAGCCGCUGGUGGCUGAAAGAGAUGAAAGCUGUGAAAUUUCCAUCCCAUGGUACAAUUUUUGAUUAUUACCUUGACCCCAAAACUAAGAAAUUCCUCCCCUGGAGUGAUAAAAUUAUCAGUUUUGACAUGGAUCCAGAUACACCCUUGCAGUCUGUCCUUGUUCACACAUCUGAGACCACUUGCCUGAGAUACUUUCUGGAUUUGCUCUUGAAAAAAAACAAGCCUGUGAUGCUUGUUGGAAAUGCUGGAGUGGGGAAAACAGUGCUCAUCGGGGAAUGCCUUGCUAGCCUCUCUGAGGAUUUCUUGAUAUCCAGAGUUCCUUUCAACUAUUACACUACAUCAGCAGCCCUGCAGAGAAUUCUUGAGAAAGCCCUGGAGAAAAAAGCGGGCCGUAACUAUGGUCCAGUGGGAAACAAGAAACUUGUUUAUUUUAUUGAUGAUAUGAAUUUGCCAGAAGUGGAUAUUUAUGGAACAGUUCAGCCUCACACACUGAUUCGUCAGCAUAUAGAUUAUGGACAUUGGUAUGAUAGACAGACAUUAACUCUAAAAGAAAUCCAUAAUUGUCAGUAUGUUGCCUGUAUGAACCCAACUGUUGGCAGCUUCACCAUCAACCCCCGACUUCAAAGGCAUUUUGCAGUGUUUGCCAUGAAUUUCCCAUCUGCUGAUGCUCUGAAUACCAUCUAUAGCAAGAUCCUUGACUUCCACUUUCAACAUCAAGGCUUUAAUCCAUCAGUGCUAAAACAUGGCCCUGCUAUGAUUGAAGCAGCAGUGUGGCUUCACCAGAUAAUGGUUCAGAAUUUUCUUCCCACCGCUGUUAAAUUCCAUUAUAUUUUCAACCUUCGGGACCUCUCCAACAUCUUCCAGGGAAUUUUGUUUGCUAAACAAGAAUGCAUAAAACAUCCUAAUGAUCUUAUACGUCUGUGGCUUCAUGAGUCUUCGCGUGUCUAUGGUGAUAAAUUGGUGGAAGAAAAAGAUUGUACCCUCUUUCAUAAAAAGUUGAUUGACACUGCACAUAGAUACUUUGAGGAUGUGGAAGAUCACAUUCUUCUCCAGCAACCACUUAUUUACUGUCAUUUUGCAAAUGGUGUGACGGACCCUCAUUACAUGCCUGUCAAAGAUUGGGAAGUGCUCAGAAAGAUACUUAUGGAAACUCAAGAAAAUUACAAUGAACUGAAUGCAUCUAUGAACUUAGUUUUAUUUGAAGAUGCCAUACAACACGUGUGUCGUAUCAGUCGAAUCUUGGAGUCACCGCAUGGUUAUGGACUUUUGAUUGGGGUUGGUGGCAGCGGGAAACAAAGCUUGUCAAGACUGGCUGCAUAUAUUGGCUCUCUUGAAGUAUUUCAGAUUACCUUGAAGAAAGAUUACUCAGUUCAAGAUCUAAAGGUAGAUCUUGCCAAUCUGUAUAUCAAGACUGGAGCCAAGAAUGUUCCCACUGUGUUUAUACUGACAGAUGCUCAAGUUCCAGAUGAACGCUUUCUUGUGCUGAUUAAUGACUUGUUGGCAUCAGGAGAUGUUCCAGAUCUAUUCACAGAUGAAGAUAUGGAUGGUAUAAUUACAGGAAUUAGGAGUGAAAUACGAGGACUUGGUCUUGUUGAUUCCAGAGAAAACUGUUGGAAGUUCUUUUUAGAUCGAGUACGGCUGCAGCUAAAAAUCAUUUUGUGUUUCUCUCCUGUCGGUUCCACACUGAGAGUUAGAGCUCGGAAGUUCCCAGCUAUAGUUAACUGCACAGCUAUUGACUGGUUUCAUGAGUGGCCGCAGGAGGCCCUACAGUCCGUCAGCAGGAGGUUCAUUGAGGAGAUGCCUGGGAUUAAGCCACAGUUUCAUGACACCAUUUCCUCUUUUAUGGCCUAUGCUCAUACCAGCAUGAAUACAAUGAGUGUAAAGUUUCGCCAGAAUGAAAAGAGAUACAACUAUACAACUCCCAAAAGUUUCCUAGAACAAAUAAUGCUAUACAAGAACCUCCUAGAAAAGAAAAUUCAGGAAAUGAUCCAACAUAAGGAACGUCUUGUCAAUGGCAUCCAAAAGCUGAAAACAACAGCUUCUCAGGUGGAGGACCUAAAAUACAAACUUGCCUCUCAAGAGGCAGAACUGAAACUGAGAAAUCAAGAUGCUGAAGCUUUGAUUACGAAGAUAGGGCUUCAGACUGAGAAAGUGAGCAAGGAAAAGGCCAUUGCUGAUGCAGAGGAGCAAAAGGUUGUUGCCAUCCAAGCAGAAGUAUCUCAGAAACAGAAAGAGUGUGAAGAUGACUUGGUGAAGGCUGAACCCGCUCUGGUGGCAGCUACUGCAGCUUUAAAUACACUGAAUAAAGUGAAUCUUUCUGAAUUGAAAGCAUUCCUUAACCCACCAGCUGCAGUGUCCAAUGUUGCAGCUUCAGUAAUGGUCCUACUGGCAAAUAAAGGGCGAGUGCCAAAAGAUCGAACCUGGAAGGCUGCUAGACUCUUCAUGGGAAAGGUGGAUGAAUUCUUGCAAGCUUUAAUUAACUAUGAUAAGGAACAUAUCCCAGAGAACUGUCUGAAAGUGGUCAAAGAGCAUUACUUGAAAGAUUCUGAUUUCAACCCCAACCUGGUUCGCACUAAGUCAUUUGCAGCAGCUGGUCUCUGUGCCUGGGUUAUCAACAUAGUAAAGUUCUAUGAGGUAUACUGUGACGUAGAGCCAAAACGUCAAGCCCUGGCCCAAGCAAAUGCUGAACUUGCAGCAGCCACAGAAAAGCUAGUUGCCAUUAGGAAAAAACUUGCUGAAUUAGAUGUCAACCUGUCCAGACUCACAGCAUCCUUUGAGAAAGCAACAGCGGAAAAAGUUAGGUGUCAAGAGGAUGUUGGCAAAACCAGUAAGACCAUUGAGUUGGCGAACAGGCUUGUUAAAGGACUAGAGUCUGAAAAUGUUCGCUGGACUCAGUCCAUAAAAUCCUUUGAAGCACAAGAAGUAACAGUGUGCGGUGACGUUUUGUUAACAGCAGCUUUUGUUUCGUACAUUGGAUCCUUCACCAAAGUAUAUCGUCAUGAGUUAGUUGAAUCUUUGUGGCUUCCAUUCCUGAAAUCACAAAAAAAUCCCAUUCCAAUCAGUGAAGACUUAGAUCUGGUUGCCAUGUUGACGGAUGAUGCCAUGAUUGCUUCAUGGAAUAAUGAAGGACUACCAAGUGAUAGAAUGUCAAUAGAAAAUGCUGCCAUUCUUACAAACUGUGAGCGCUGGCCACUUCUUAUAGAUCCUCAGCUACAAGGGAAAAAAUGGAUAAAAAAUAAAUAUGGAACAGACCUUAAAAUUCUACAACUAGGACAGAAGGGCUUCUUACAAACUAUUGAAAGAGCUUUGGCUUCUGGAGAUAUUGUCCUGAUUGAAAAUCUGGGUGAAACUGUAGAUCCAGUGCUUGAUCCUCUGCUCGGGAGAAACACAGUUAAAAGGGGAAAGUUUAUCAAAAUUGAAGAUAAAGAAUGCGAAUUCAACAGAAAUUUCCGUCUUCUCCUUCACACUAAGUUAGCUAACCCCCACUACAAACCAGAGCUGCAAGCACAGACCACUCUUAUUAACUUCACUGUCACAAAAGAUGGGUUGGAGGAUCAGCUGUUGGCUGAGACUGUUAGCAUUGAACGACCUGAUUUGGAAGAAGUUAAGUCUCUUCUGACAAAACAGCAGAAUGAUUUCAAGAUUCAGCUGAAGGUCCUAGAGGAUGAUCUCUUAUUUCGACUUUCUGCUGCUGAAGGCAGUUUCUUGGGAGAUACUGAACUUGUGGAGAAACUUGAAACAACGAAGUCAACAGCAGCAGAGAUAGAGCUCAAGGCAAUGGAAGCCAAAGAAAAUGAAGUUCAUAUUAAUGAAGCCAGAGAACAUUACAGGCCAGCUGCUGCAAGAGCUUCUCUUCUUUAUUUCGUCAUAAAUGAUUUGAGCAAAGUCAAUCCCAUCUACCAGUUUUCACUGAAGGCUUUCAACACCGUCUUCCAUAAAGCAAUGGAAAGAGCAGAGCCAUCUGAUGAUAUCCAGGAGCGGAUCGCCAAUCUGACAGAAGCGAUUACAUAUUUCACCUUCCUUUACAUAGGCCAGGGACUUUUUGAAAAGGACAAGCUUGUUUUUCUUGGCCAGACAACAUUUCAGAUUCUUUUGACAAGUAAAGAGAUAGAACUCACUGAACUGAAUUUUCUGCUGCGAUUUACAGUUGAGCACACUUACAAAAGUCCUGUUGACUUUAUAUCUGCUCAGUCAUGGAGUGCCAUUAGGGCUAUUGUUUUAAUGGAUGAAUUCCGAGGAUUAGAUAGAGAUAUUGAGGGUUCUGCCAAAAGAUGGAAAAAAUGGGUGGAUUCAGAAUGCCCAGAAAUAGAAAAACUUCCUCAAGAGUGGAAAAGUAAAACUUCUUUCCAAAAGCUUAUCAUACUACGAGCAUUGCGCCCAGAUCGAAUGAUGUAUGCUCUGAGAAACUUUGUAGAGGAAAAGCUAGGUUCAAAGUAUGUGGAUGGCACAAGAACAGAGCUGAUUAAAUCCUAUGAGGAAACUAGCCCAUCUACGCCAAUAUUUUUCAUUCUGUCUCCAGGAGUAGAUCCUCUCAAAGAUGUGGAGGCCCUUGGGAAAAGGCUCGGCUUCACGAUAGACUCCGGGAAAUUUCAUAAUAUUUCUUUAGGACAAGGGCAAGAGAUUGUUGCAGAAGAGGUAUUGGAAAAAGCUGCCAAACAUGGGCACUGGGUUAUUCUCCAAAAUAUUCAUCUUGUAGUCAAGUGGCUGGGAACCUUGGAGAAACUGUUGGAAAAAUACAGCAAAGGAAGUCACUCUGACUACCGUGUCUUUAUUAGUGCUGAACCAGCUCCAAGUCCUGAAGAACACAUAAUACCUCAAGGAAUAUUGGAGAACUCUAUUAAAAUUAUUAAUGAACCUCCUACUGGAAUGCUGGCAAAUCUUCAUGCUGCUCUCUACAAUUUUGACCAGGAUACACUUGAAUUGUCGACCAGGGAGCAGGAGUUCAAAAGUAUCUUCUUUUCUCUCUGCUACUUUCAUACUUGCGUUUGUGGCAGACUGAAGUUUGGACCUCAAGGAUGGAAUCGAAGAUACCCUUUUAAUGUGAGGGAUCUCACCAUCUGCGUCAAUAUUCUUUACAACUAUUUAGAGGCAAACUCUAAGGUUCCAUGGGAAGAUUUGCGUUAUCUUUUUGGUGAGAUUAUGUAUGGAGGACACAUCACUGAUGAUUGGGACCGCAGACUGUGCUACACGUACUUAGAAGAAUUUAUGAACCCAUCUCUGCUUGAAGGAGACUUUGCUUUAGCUCCAGGCUUUCUGGCUCCUCCAAAUUUGGAUUAUAUUGGAUACCACAAAUACAUUGAUGAAAUGCUGCCAGUUGAAAGCCCUGUACUAUAUGGUCUGCAUCCAAAUGCCGAGAUAGACUUCUUGACAGUUCUGUCUGAUAAUCUUUUUAAAACCCUUUUGGAAAUGCAGCCUAGAAACCUCCUUGCUGGAGAGGUAGCAGGACAGUCAGCAGAAGAAAAGGUGAAAAAUGUCCUGGAUGAAAUUUUGGAGAAGCUUCCAGAAGAAUUUAAUAUGGCUGAAAUAAUGCAAAAGUCUGCUGUUCGAAGUCCUUAUGUUCUUGUUUGUUUUCAAGAAUGUGAAAGAAUGAACAUUCUAAUCCGAGAGAUACGGAGGUCACUUAAGCAAUUAGAUCUUGGUCUGAAAGGUGAGCUUACAUUUUCUCCCACCAUGGAAGCCUUGCAAUCAUCAUUGUUUUAUGACCUGGUCCCAGAUGCAUGGACGAAUCUGGCUUAUCCUUCCACGUAUAGCCUUGCUCAAUGGUUUAAUGACCUUCUCAUUCGAUGCCGAGAACUUGAUACUUGGACGCAAGAUCUUGUACUUCCUGCAGUGGUGUGGCUUUCUGGCUUCUUUAAUCCUCAGUCUUUUUUGACUGCCAUUAUGCAAAGCAUGGCAAGGAAGAACAACUGGUCUCUGGAUAAGAUGUGCCUGACUACAGAUGUUACAAAAAAAAGUAGAGAGGAUUAUGGUCACCCUCCAAGGGAAGGAGCAUAUAUAUGUGGUCUUUUUAUGGAAGGAGCGAGAUGGGAUCUUCAAGCCGGAGUUAUAGCUGAAGCCAGAUUAAAGGACUUGACUCCAGCAAUGCCAGUCAUCUUUGUAAAAGCAGUUCCAGUCGAAAGACAAGAAACAAAGCACAUUUAUAAAUGUCCAGUUUAUAAAACAAAAAUUAGAGGGCCAACUUAUGUCUGGACUUUUAACUUAAAAAGCAAAGACAAGCCAGCCAAGUGGGUGCUUGCAGGUGUAGCUCUGCUGCUGGCAGUUUAAGCAAUAUCUCUGUAAGGACAAAUAUCUCCCACCAACCAAAAAAGAACUUGCUUUACACUGAAUCAUUAUACAUGUCGCACUGCUGAAGGUUACCAAAAGCAGCCCGCAGGAUAAUGCUUAUGUUCAGAAGUUCCAUUUGUUUAGUACCAAAGCUGUUUGCCGUAUAUUUAUAUAUAUACACACACACAUAUAAUGCAGAAAAUAAAAGCAUGCCUGCACCUGUAAAUGCCAAAGACAUAUUAGAUAUUCACUUAACAGUGAAAUCCAAAAUAUGCCGAAAUUCAAAAUUGUCCAUGAGUGUCGGAGAUAGUGAUACCUUUGCUUUGUGAUGGAUCAGUGUACACAAAUCUUAUUUCACACACAAAAUCAUUAAAAAAUAUUGUACAAAAUUAUUUUCAUGUGUAUUAGGUGUCUAUGAAACAGAAAUAAAUUCUGUGUUUAGAGUGGGA
Molecule: messenger RNA, 14052 nt
Organism: Anolis carolinensis (green anole)
Lineage: Eukaryota; Metazoa; Chordata; Lepidosauria; Squamata; Anolidae
Gene: dnah11
Product: dynein axonemal heavy chain 11
Exons: 82
Coding region: 194-13603 (4469 amino acids)
Biological process (GO): microtubule-based movement
Cellular component (GO): dynein complex
Molecular function (GO): dynein intermediate chain binding; ATP binding; minus-end-directed microtubule motor activity
Source: RefSeq, a predicted model, not a curated record